Cavia porcellus (domestic guinea pig) is the source of this 1234-nucleotide messenger RNA. RefSeq names its product pseudouridylate synthase TRUB1-like. Gene Ontology annotation, biological process: mRNA pseudouridine synthesis; tRNA modification. NCBI's taxonomy places the organism in Eukaryota, Metazoa, Chordata, Mammalia, Rodentia, Caviidae. The record is from RefSeq and is a predicted model, not a curated record. Gene Ontology annotation, molecular function: RNA binding; pseudouridine synthase activity. Gene Ontology annotation, cellular component: mitochondrion.
GCAUGGCAGUUGCUGAAGCUGUGGUGCUUUCCUCGCCUUUGAAAACAGACAUAGCCCCGAUCUUAGACGCUGCAGAAACAGGCUCAACAUUGGCCAGGAAGUCUGUAGCAAUAGCUGCGGCCGCAAAUAUUGCGGCCGCGGCCAGAACUGGAGCUGAAACAAAGGUCACCAAGGCCCCUUUGGCUACUAAACUGCUGUCUCUCAGCGGCGUGUUCGCAGUGCACAAGCCCAAAGGGCCCACUUCAGCCGAGCUGCUGAAUCGGUUGAAAGAGAAGCUGCUGGCAGAAGCUGGUAUGCCUUCUUCAGAAUGGACCAAGAGGGAAAAACAGACCUUGAAAAUUGGGCAUGGAGGAACUCUAGACAGCGCAGCCCGAGGUGUUCUGGUCAUUGGAAUUGGAAGGGGAACAAAAAUGUUGACCAGUAUGUUGUCAGGUUCUAAGAGGUAUAUCGCCAUUGGAGAACUGGGAAAGGCCACCGACACACUAGAUUCUACGGGGAAAGUGACCGAAGAGAAACCUUAUGAUAAAAUAACACAAGAGGAUAUUGAAAGUAUUCUACAGAAGUUUACUGGAAAUAUAAUGCAGACACCCCCUCUCUAUUCUGCAUUAAAGAAAGAUGGGCAGAGACUUUCAACUUUAAUGAAGAGACGAAAAGUAGUAGAAGCAAAACCUGCCAGGCCGGUUACUGUAUACAGUAUCUCCCUUGAAAAAUUCCAGCCACCAUUUUUUACAUUAGAUGUUGAAUGUGGAGGUGGUUUUUACAUCAGAAGCUUGGUCAGUGACAUUGGCAAAGCGCUGUCUUCCUGUGCCAGUGUACUGGAGCACCAGGGGCCUUUUACACUGGAAGAGCAUGCCCUUCCUGAAGACAAGUGGACCAUUGAUGACAUCGCACAGUCCCUUGGGCACUGCUCUUCUCUUCCCCACUUGUUGGCACUUAAAAAAUCAAAACCUGAAGAGGCAAAUGAGCAGGACAUGAACUGUAAAUACAUAACUCUAAGUGAGACAAAGGGAGAGGGUGAUGUAAUUAAGACAUGUUGAGACUGGUCUGAAGGAUCAUCGUUUCCUGGUUGACAUGUGAAUGAAUCCUGUGUGCAGAUACAGAAUGACAAGCUAUGUGCGAGAGACAAAUGAAUACUCUUUUUUUUUUUUUGAAUGAAGAAAGUAAAGCAUCACUAACAGUUUCUAUAGCAUAUAAUUUAUUUGCUAUACCUUACAUAUGGCCUUGCAAUUGUUCA